This is a messenger RNA of Myotis lucifugus (little brown bat), 1724 nucleotides long. It is a transcript of the gene CCNA1, whose product is annotated as cyclin A1. Lineage: Eukaryota; Metazoa; Chordata; Mammalia; Chiroptera; Vespertilionidae. Gene Ontology annotation, cellular component: nucleus; cytoplasm; cyclin A2-CDK2 complex. Gene Ontology annotation, molecular function: cyclin-dependent protein serine/threonine kinase regulator activity. The transcript is spliced from 9 exons. Bases 255 to 1517 code for a protein of 420 amino acids. The record is from RefSeq and is a predicted model, not a curated record. Gene Ontology annotation, biological process: mitotic cell cycle phase transition; regulation of cyclin-dependent protein serine/threonine kinase activity.
CACACGUGCCCAAGGCCGGGAAGAGCGAGGCCCGCUGCGGGGCCGAGGAGCGGCCUGCCGGUCACGGGGACGGCCAUGUUCUUUCCCGCAGUGCUGUAUCCUCGGUCUUUGCCGGCCGGAGCGGCGGGGGAUGAGCCUCAGCGGAGAAAGACCCGCCCUUGUUUAGACCCCCAAGAAACGUGGAGCCUUAGUCUCCUGGCUUGGAGGUCUGUCAGGCGGCUCUCUCCUCCCAGCAGCCUGUGGACACUGAGGCGAUGCAUCUCAGCAGCUCCAAGGGCAGAGUAGUCCUGGCUCCAGUGUCCCGAGGUCCUGAUGUCCGUCAGACGACAAGAGCUCAGCUUGGCCAGGACCCCCCACAAAGAACAGUGCUAGGGGUGCUAACUGAGAAUGGACAGUUCAGGAAGACCUGUGACCAGGGGAUCACAACAGUUAGGUGUUUCUCUGGAUCAGAAAAUGUCUUCCCUCAAGCUGGAAAGAAAGCACUCUCUGACUGUGGGGUCCACAUGCCAGCAAAGCAAGGAUUUGAUAUCUACAUGGAUGAACCUGAGCAAGAGGACAAAAACAGCUGCAGUGGGAAAGAGGGGAUGGCAUUUGAAGAUAUGUAUGAAGUAGACACUAGCACACUCAAGUCUGACCUUCACUUCCUGCUGGAUUUUAGCACAGUUUCCCCUAUGCUGGUAGAGUCAUCUCUUCAUGCUCAGUCUGAAGAUGCAUCAGAUUUUGGUACAGACAUGAUAAAUGUGACUGAAUAUGCUGAAGAAAUUCAUCAGUACCUUAGAGAAGCUGAAAUACGAUACAGGCCCAAAGCCCACUACCUAAGGAAACAACCAGACAUCACAGAAGGCAUGCGAAGGAUUCUGGUGGACUGGCUGGUUGAGGUUGGAGAAGAAUAUAAGCUUCGAGCUGAGACUCUCUACUUGGCUGUCAACUUCCUAGAUAGGUUUCUUUCGUGCAUGUCUGUUUUGAGAGGGAAAUUGCAGCUUGUAGGUACAGCAGCUAUUCUUCUGGCUUCGAAAUAUGAAGAAAUAUACCCACCUGAAGUAGACGAGUUUGUCUAUAUAACUGAUGAUACUUACACAAAACGACAACUGUUAAGAAUGGAACACCUACUCCUGAAAGUCCUAGCUUUUGAUCUGACAGUGCCAACUACCAAUCAGUUUCUCCUUCAGUACCUAAAGAGACAAGGAGUGUGCAUCAUAACUGAGAACCUGGCCAAGUAUGUAGCGGAACUGAGUCUACUUGAAGCUGACCCAUUCUUGAAAUAUCUUCCUUCAUUGAUAGCUGCAGCAGCUUAUUGCCUGGCAAACUAUACCGUGAACAGGCAUUUCUGGCCAGAAACCCUUGCUGCAUUUACAGGAUAUUCAUUAAGUGAAAUUGUGCCUUGCCUGAGUGAGCUACAUAAAGCAUGCCUUGAUAUACCCCAUCGACCUCAGCAAGCAAUUAGGGAGAAGUACAAGACUUCAAAGUACAUGCAUGUGUCUCUCAUGGAACCACCUGCAGUUCUUCCUCUGCAAUAAGUUUCACAACUGAAGCACUUUCAGAACUUAACCUCCAGAUCAAUAAGAUUGGUCCUCAUUUUUAUAGGUUUCUGCAGGUUGAAUCAUCUAGUGUUGGUACAAUAUAGAUGACAUAUUUUUAAAAAUAUGAAUGUAUUUAGGUUCUCUUAGAUUUAGUAGUUUGUAAAAUAGUCUAACAUUUUGAAAGAAUAAACAACUUGCCUUAUG